ACGAUUGAAUAUUAUCGUCUGCGUACCUUCUUCUCCGACGCUAAUUCAUCAAACAGGAUUCUUUCGAUCGGCUUCCCUGUAUCUAACCAUGAGCGCAAUCCAUCUGCUCCGCAAAUUAUCCAGGAGGCCUCCUUCUCGCCUUCACAGAAACCUCUUGUCCUCCACCUUUUCCAUGGAUUUACCUCCAGAUUUGGCGCGAACCACCUUAAUUCGUCCCUUCUCGAACCGUCCUACCAUAUUCAACAACACCCACAGAUUGAUUCCUUCGUGUUUUCGACAGUUGAAUCUCUUACCAAAUUGGGUUUCCGAAAAGAAGAAGAGUAUCAGCGUUUCAUUGAGAGAAUUUUCAACAUCAGUAGUGGAAACCAAUACCAGCGACAAGGCUUUCGAGAGAGUUGUUGGUCUUAAUCCGAAUCCACUGGUCAUCGAAAGGAUACACAAUGGCGAAGAAACCAUAGGCGAAUCAGUUUCUGGAGGAGAGAUCAUCGGCAACAAGAUUGAGAAAUCUGAAGAAACUCUAGUUAGGGAAGAGAGCGAGGCUGAGAAGGAAGCGUGGAGGAUUCUUGAAGACGCCGUCGUUAGGUAUUGUGGUUCGCCGGUGGGGACGGUGGCGGCCAACGAUCCCGGAGAUAAGUUGCCUUUGAAUUAUGAUCAAGUUUUUAUAAGAGACUUUGUGCCUUCUGCUUUGGCUUUUUUGCUUAAAGGAGAAGGAGAGAUUGUUAGAAACUUUCUCCUCCAUACAUUACAGCUUCAGAGUUGGGAGAAAACGGUAGACUGUUACAGUCCUGGACAAGGCUUAAUGCCUGCAAGUUUCAAAGUCAGAACCGUGACACUUGAUGAGAACACUACCGAAGAGGUUCUCGACCCAGAUUUUGGUGAAUCUGCUAUUGGUCGUGUUGCUCCUGUGGAUUCUGGUUUGUGGUGGAUUAUUCUCUUAAGGGCAUAUGGGAAGUUAACAGGAGAUUUCUCAUUACAAGAGAGGAUUGAUGUUCAGACGGGCAUAAAGCUCAUCAUGAACUUGUGUCUAGCGGAUGGAUUUGAUAUGUUUCCAACACUUCUUGUCACCGAUGGUUCUUGUAUGAUUGAUCGUCGAAUGGGUAUCCAUGGCCAUCCCCUCGAAAUCCAAUCGUUAUUCUACUCGGCACUCAGAUGCUCCCGCGAGAUGCUUUCUGCUAACGACAGCUCCAACAAUCUUGUAAGAGCCAUUAACAACAGAUUAAGUGCUUUGUCCUUUCAUAUCAGAGAAUACUACUGGGUGGACAUAAGGAAGAUCAAUGAGAUAUACCGUUACAAGACAGAAGAGUAUUCAACUGAUGCUACUAACAAGUUCAACAUCUAUCCUGAGCAAAUUCCUCCAUGGCUCAUGGACUGGAUUCCCGAGCAAGGCGGGUAUCUCCUCGGGAACCUACAGCCCGCACACAUGGAUUUCAGAUUCUUCACCCUUGGGAACUUCUGGUCUGUAGUUUCCUCCUUGAGUACACCGAAGCAGAAUGAAGCUAUAUUGAACUUAAUUGAAGCUAAAUGGGACGACAUUAUUGGCAAUACGCCUCUUAAGAUUUGUUACCCCGCGUUGGAGUAUGAUGAUUGGCGUAUAAUCACAGGAAGCGAUCCAAAGAACACGCCUUGGUCGUAUCACAACAGUGGAUCCUGGCCAACGCUUCUUUGGCAGUUCACAUUGGCAUGUAUGAAGAUGGGUAGACCAGAGCUAGCUGAGAAAGCUCUUGCAUUGGCUGAGAAGAGACUUAUGGCAGAUCGUUGGCCCGAGUAUUACGACACCCGAUCUGGAAAAUUCAUUGGGAAGCAGUCUCGUCUUUACCAGACAUGGACAGUCGCUGGAUUCUUGACCUCUAAACUCCUCUUGGCCAAUCCUGAGAUGGCGUCCAAGUUAUUCUGGGAAGAAGAUUACGAACUUCUGGAUAUAUGUGUCUGUGGUCUCAGCAAAUCUGGUCGGAAAAAAUGCUCUCGAGUAGCUGCCAAGACUCAGAUUCUUGUCCGAUGAGUGUUAAACAGAAUCUUUUUGCUUUUCUCAAAGUUUCAACCGCAGUUAGCCUCUAUAGGCUAAGAUAUUACGAGACUUUCAUAUUUACAGAAACAUGACUGUCACAUAUAAUAUUGAUUAUCUAUCUGUUUGUAUA
Brassica oleracea var. oleracea is the source of this 2135-nucleotide messenger RNA. Its product is annotated as alkaline/neutral invertase A, mitochondrial. The transcript is spliced from 6 exons. The coding region runs from base 89 to 1999 and encodes 636 amino acids. Gene Ontology annotation, cellular component: mitochondrion. Gene Ontology annotation, biological process: sucrose catabolic process. The record is from RefSeq and is a predicted model, not a curated record. NCBI's taxonomy places the organism in Eukaryota, Viridiplantae, Streptophyta, Magnoliopsida, Brassicales, Brassicaceae. Gene Ontology annotation, molecular function: endo-alpha-N-acetylgalactosaminidase activity; sucrose alpha-glucosidase activity.